This is a messenger RNA of Mangifera indica (mango), 2587 nucleotides long. Its product is annotated as long chain acyl-CoA synthetase 8. Gene Ontology annotation, cellular component: endoplasmic reticulum; membrane. Lineage: Eukaryota; Viridiplantae; Streptophyta; Magnoliopsida; Sapindales; Anacardiaceae. Gene Ontology annotation, molecular function: long-chain fatty acid-CoA ligase activity. The coding region runs from base 240 to 2435 and encodes 731 amino acids. The record is from RefSeq and is a predicted model, not a curated record. The transcript has 12 exons.
AAAUUUUGUCAUUUCUCAUCCACCAACUCAUUUUCAUAUCAAUUUUUUAAGUAUUUAAUCACAGUGACGCCGUUGGAUUCUUUGUUUUCCACUUUUCUAAUUGCUUGUCGAACUUCUUUAUGUGAUCUAUUCCUAUUGUAAUAUCAAUAAUACAGACACUGAAGGAUCCCUGAGGUUUGCUUUUGUUUUGAAGGUCAUUAUUUGGUUUAUCCCAGAAAGGAGUGUUGUGUGCAUUCACAAUGGAGAAUUCUGAAGGAAGUUCGUAUAACCCACCAACUUUAGAAAACUUAGUCAACACUGUUGGCUUAUCUGCUGUGAAAGGUAUUGGGAUGUAUGGGAUUGUUGGUGCUGCUGUUGUUGCUAUACUUGUACCAGUUUUGCUGUCUAAGAUGUUACUUGGUAAGAAGAAGGUAAAACAAAGAGGAGUUCCAGUAGAAGUUGGGGGUGAGGCAGGUUAUGCAAUCCGCAAUAAUCGAGCAUCUGAGUUGGUCGAAGUUCCAUGGAAAGGGGCAACAACCAUGGCUGCACUCUUUGAACAGUCUUGUAAAAAGCAUUCACGAAACCGAUUUCUAGGAACAAGAAAGUUAAUUGAUAAAGAUUUCGUUACAGCUAGUGAUGGUAGAAAGUUUGAGAAGCUACACUUGGGCGAUUAUGAGUGGCAAACUUAUGGAGAGGUUUUUGAUCGUGCUUGCCACUUUGCAUCUGGGCUUGUUAAUUUAGGUCAUAAUGUGGAUACCCGAGCUGCCAUUUUUGCUGAAACUCAGGCAGAGUGGUUCAUUGCCUUUCAGGGCUGCUUUAGGCAAGGUAUUACUGUUGUUACUAUUUAUGCUUCUCUAGGCGAGGAUGCUCUCAUCCACUCACUGAAUGAGACGCAAGUGACAACCCUGAUCUGCGACUCCAAGCAAUUAAAGAAGUUGUCUGCUAUAAGCUCGAGCCUAAACACUAUCAAGAACGUCAUUUACUUUGAAGGCGAUGGAGCUGCCAAUGAUUCUGACUUCUCUGGAAGUAGUAGCAAAUGGACAAUUUCAUCAUUUUCUGAAGUUGAGAAACUUGGGAAAAGAAGUCCUGUUAUUCCAAACUUGCCUUCCAAGAAUGGAACAGCAGUUAUAAUGUAUACAAGUGGCAGUACAGGCCUACCAAAGGGAGUCAUGAUUACUCAUGGGAACAUUGUAGCCACUGCUGCAGCUGUUAAGACUGUGGUUCCAGGACUGGGACAGAAUGAUGCAUACCUUGCAUACUUGCCCCUAGCCCAUGUUUUUGAACUGGCAGCUGAGUCUGUGAUGUUGACUGUAGGUUGUGCAAUUGGCUAUGGUUCACCGUUGACUCUAACAGACACUUCUAGUAAAAUUAAGAAAGGAACCAAGGGAGAUGUUUCUGUCUUAAGACCAACUCUACUGACAGCAGUUCCAGCUAUUUUAGACCGUGUUAGAGAUGGAGUUGUGAAAAAGGUCGAGGAAAAGGGGGGAUUUGCAAAGAAUCUUUUCAACAUUGGGUAUAAGCGGCGACUGGCAGCUGUAGAAGGAAGCUGGUUUGGUGCUUGGGGACCUGAGAAAAUGCUGUGGGAUGCCAUUGUCUUCAAUAAAGUACGAGCUGUACUUGGGGGUCACCUCCGAUUUAUGCUCUGCGGUGGAGCUCCUUUAUCUAGGGAUUCCCAGCGGUUUAUCAAUAUUUGCAUAGGGGCUCCCAUUGGCCAAGGAUAUGGCUUAACUGAAACAUUUGCUGGGGCUGCAUUUACUGAGGCAGAUGACACUAGUGUGGGCCGGGUGGGGCCGCCUCUUCCUUGUUGCUACAUCAAGCUUGUUUCCUGGGAAGAAGGUGGGUAUCUGACUUCUGACAAACCAAUGCCCAGAGGAGAAAUUGUUGUAGGGGGGUUCAGUGUAACUUCUGGUUACUUUAACAAUCCAGAAAAAACUAACGAGGUGUACAAGGUUGAUGAUAGGGGCAUGCGCUGGUUUUAUACUGGUGACAUUGGACGAUUUCACCCUGAUGGAUGCCUUGAGAUUAUUGAUAGGAAGAAAGAUAUCGUCAAACUUCAACAUGGAGAAUAUAUUUCCUUAGGAAAGGUUGAGGCUGCUUUGAUGUCAAGUAAUUAUGUGGAUAAUAUCAUGUUAUAUGCGGAUCCUUUACACAGCUAUUGCGUUGCUCUUGUUGUUCCAUCACACAAGGAUCUGGAAAAGUGGGCCCAAGAAGCUGGCAUCAAGUACCAAAAUAUUUCAGAGCUGUGUGACAAAGCCGAAACUAUCAAAGAGGUUCAACAAUCCCUUUCCAAGGUAGGAAAAGCUGCAAAACUGGACAAAUUUGAGAUUCCUCAAAAAAUUAAGCUGCUGCCAAAUCCAUGGACACCUGAGUCUGGAUUAGUUACUGCUGCACUCAAGAUAAAGAGGGAACAACUGAAGGCUAAGUUUAAAGAUGACCUCCAAAAGUUGUAUGCUUGAAAAAUGUAGUAAUAUUUUUAUUUUCAUUGCAUUAUAUUAUGUCAGCUAUCCUGAAGUCUUUCAGAUUUUCUCAGAAAAAUAAGCUUUUCUAACAAUUUGUAAGGUUGCUUCUUUUUGCAAAUCAAAGUGUGUUGCUGUUUGAUACUGUUAAA